Molecule: messenger RNA, 432 nt
Organism: Trypanosoma cruzi
Lineage: Eukaryota; Euglenozoa; Kinetoplastea; Trypanosomatida; Trypanosomatidae
Product: mucin-associated surface protein (MASP), putative
Exons: 1
Source: RefSeq, a predicted model, not a curated record
GGCAGCAGCGGUGGUGAAGCGGGGUCCCCAGGCAGUAAUCCAACUAACACAACAGGGGACUCUUCGACAGGAGAUCAGACGUCUGCUGCAGCAGCGGCUAACAACUCCUCGCCAGCCGAAGGAUCGGCAGGAACGACAUCCGGCACUGGACACACACGACAAGAAAAAGAAGAAGAAGAGGAAGAGGAAGAAGAAGAUAAUGAAAAGCAGCAGCAAAGUGAUGAAGCACAAGUCCAACAACAUCAACAGCACGAACACCCCGCGGAAAAUGGCGAAGAAUCCGCGAAGGAUACAAACGCCCUUCGUACAAAUGCCACCGCAAAUACAGGCGACAGUGACAGCAGCACCGCGGUCUCCCACGCCACCUCCCCUCUUUUGCCUCUUCUUCUUGUUGUUGCGUGUGCGGCUGCUGCUGCGGUGGUGGCCGCGUGA